Acanthaster planci (crown-of-thorns starfish) is the source of this 10482-nucleotide messenger RNA. RefSeq lists its product as uncharacterized. Lineage: Eukaryota; Metazoa; Echinodermata; Asteroidea; Valvatida; Acanthasteridae. The record is from RefSeq and is a predicted model, not a curated record. Gene Ontology annotation, molecular function: signaling receptor binding.
AAUAGGAGUACUCGAGUAACAGGUGUACCGCAGGAGCCUAGUAGUACUACAUAUACGUGGUCCGGUAAAGUGUUACCGUCAUGUCUUUCCGACGAAUGUGCUUCUGCUUGGGUCUGCUGUGGUGCCUUGAGAUACAAUUCUAGCUGAGGUAUGAGGCAGACGCAAGGGUUUUCAAAUUUGGAUGAUUAGAUGCUUCAAGGCAUGGAAAGAUGGCUGCAACCAGGUGUGACUGGAAACGACACAGGCAGAAACAGUCGGGGAGUGGAUCGGCUUUACACAGCUGGAUCAUCAGGUAGCAGCAUAGAUGAGAGAAUUGGUCUGGAAUCAGUCGGUGGUCGAAGUCGUUCCAACUCCUUGCCCAUCCGGGCGCAGUCACAGAGCGAAUACCUGGACUCGAUACGAGCGCUAGCUGAGGCCUACAGUACUGUAGAGCAGCACCGGAAGAGUGGGGGCCAUGCCACUGGUGCAGUGGGUGAACUAGGUACCGGUAGUGGCUACCUGACCCGGUCCCGCAGUGCCACCAUGACAGACGUGCUACACUACCGUGCUGGCCGUACGGACUCGCAGCAGACCGUUGACUCGAGUCAAGUGUUUGACCGGGCAUCACCACAGGUGUCGGAUGUGAGCGAGGUGUUUCUGCCGCCAGCCUCAGAUGACGAAAAGGCCAGAAUCAUCAACAGUCGACUACAGGAGCUGGACAGUGCGCAGAGGUCGUGGAAGAGGCGCGUCGCCGAUUACGUACAUGGGCUGCCCUCAACCAAGCCCCUGCCUGGGGAAGGGGGACGAAUACAGGAUCCCAAACGAAGACGUAUCUGGUCGACUGGGGAGCGUCUGCCGUGGGAAAUCAGAUCCAGUGAUGGAGUCUCACCACGGCAAAGGAUUACCACAGUCAGCUCAGAUUCCACCUACUCCUGUUCCCAGCUUUCCACGUCCUCCAGUAGGGACAGUAUCCAGCUCUGGGUGGACUCCAUCGAUGGCCAGGAAGGGGACCCUGACAUCACGUUGACCCCAGGACAGGUCAAUGGGGACCACCGAAAAAGCAUUGGCAGCUUGCUACCUGCCAACAGGAAGAUUUCGGACUCAGGAAACGGCAUUCCAAAGCGCAUUGUCGCUAGUGUCGAGGAUGAUCUGGGCUUGGGUGCUGAUGCAGGUUCAGUCACAGGUUCCAUCAAAGGCGAGGAUGCCACGACCAAUCAAGUCACAGGGCCGGGGGGCAAAACGCUUGCGAAGAAGCUCACCAACAGCGACAUCAUCAACUUGGCAAACCAGACGAAGGCGCUCCAGAGUCGCCGAAAGCAGCUGCAGCGUAUGGGGAGCAGUGCCAUGUCCGAUGCUUCAGUGGCCAGUGUAUCCGACCUCCUUUAUGCCCGCAACGACCCGGAAGAGCUGCUGCUGAGCCUGGGCUUUGGUGGGGGGAAGGAGCCCAACCCUUUGGACCGAAUUCCUGGUCGCUUCCUGCAGCAACCAUCCAUGGCUCAGGGCAUCAGCGUUGACAAUUACCUGAUGCUGUCAGAAACUCAGGACCAAAAAUAUGGGUUCAGUCUCCAUGGUGGGCUGCGAGGUCUUGGAGCUGUCCUCCAACAGUCAAUGUGUGCUAUCACCCCUUCAGCUGAGCAGCUGGUUUGUCAGACGGAUGUGGGCGGAGUUAUGAGCUGGCCUACCAGUAGAGGUGAGAAGUCAGUAAGCCCAGUAGCAGGAAAUCAACCAUUAGCAGAGCCGGUAAGACAAGGCACCCUGUCAGUUAGGCCAGUCAGCCCAGGUGGCGAAUUGCCAAGAACAGAUUUACAAGUACUCAACUUGCAGCCAGAUUCAGUCGGUGAAACUGACCUCACAAGACCAAGAAGUGGACUGAAUAUCUCCCAUAAAGCCAAAGAUGCAUCCUCUCCCACCUCUCCAUCAUCCAGUCACAGUACCAGUUCUGUUUCCUUGAGCCCAGCUAUUGAAAAUGAGCCCAAUGAGUGUGUUUUCUCAGGUCAGGUCAGGGUUAACUCCUUUGCAGACUCAUCCCAUGGAUACGAGUUUGUCAGUGACUCCUCGGACUCAGACUGGGAUUAUGAGGAGGUGGAUUCCAGUGCCGGCAGCCUCAGGCCGGCAGAGGAGCACCGGCGGUCGCGCCUGACUCGCAUGGUGAUGCCGGAGCCCUUGCUUCCCCCAGUCCGCGAGGAGCUGGAAGUGAGCCAAUCAGUCCAGUCAGUCAGGCCUCCUGCUGUCAUCCAAGACCCCAGUGUGGAGCGAGACUUGCAGUGUGACCCGCGGGAAGGAAGAAGCGGAACCGGGAACCAGCCUUUGACUGAGGGAAGCUCACCAAAGAGAGGAGUGGAACUUAGCACUUGUGAGAAGAGAGCGUCACAGCAUUCUGACAGACCUACCCACCGUCUUGCUCAUAACCAAGAGUCAUUUGAGAUUGAAGAGAUUUCCAGUACUGAAAACCAAGAAGACGGUACCUCGGCCAACAGAGCAGCUGACAAGACACCGGAAAAAGAGCCUCUUGUUCGCACUGACAGUGCUCAGUCUGACAGUAGUGGCUUUGCCGAUGAAGUCAUGGACUCAACAAUUACCCCCACUUCAACCCGAAUUGACGAUUGCAGUGGUUCUCCUCAGCAAGACAACAAGGAAAGGAAUGGCAGUGGGCCGGAAAUGGGCAACAAACUCAUCCAGACCAGCUUUGAUGACUUUGGAGUGCUGGAAAGCUUUGAGUGGGAAGAGGGUGCUCAGGAAACUGGAGAUGCUAUCUCAGGACAAACUGCCAAGUCAUCUUUCGAGGAGGACAAGAAUUCGAUGUCUGAGCAGUCAUCAGUUAUAUCCAGCGCGGAGAGGAUUGCACGUUCACGGAAGUCGUUUCGGGAGUCUAGGAGCAGCUAUGAUCGGAUGGGCAGCACUUUCAGUGGGAUAAGCAUUUCCAGUCUGGAGGACUCACCAUUUGACGGAGAAGGCCCCCCACUUCCGAUCAAGACUGUUCCUGUCCCCCGGCAGCGGUCUGGAACCUAUCCCACUACCUCUGAGAAACAGGAGGUUGCCCCAGGCCCCAAAACGGUGGUAGAGAUCCUGACCACACUGCAGGAGAACAUCAAGCAGGCCACGGAGGCAAAGAAAUUCAUCGAAGACCAAGAGGCUGGAAAUGCAAUCAAAAAGAGACCCACCUUGUCCAAGAUGAAAUCUGUGGAUUUUGACUACUUCCCUCUGGAUGACAUUCAUGUUCCAAGCUUAAUGGAGUCUGUGGAGGCGAUCCUUGGCCAUUCUAAUGAAGUUUCCAAUUCCAUAACUGAUGAAGCAGAGAACCAGAAUCUUACUGUUGUUUUUAAUUCCCCAGAGGAUUCUAAGGCACCGUCAUCAGUGUCAGUGGCUGAAAAUGGAGUUGCAGAAGAGAUCUGUAGUUGUAGAUCCAGUCCAAAGCUCCUUAAGCGGAAGUCAAGCCAGAUCAUCAUGAUUCCCACACUACCUUGUCUGGAUGAGGAGAAAACUCCGGUGCAUUCAAGACACUCGAGUGUUACUGACAGCCAGCAUGCUGUGCCCAAGCAGAAUUCCUCCGGCCAUUGUGCAGAUGCAGACAAGGUCUCAGAGACAACAGACAAUCAGAUUCCGGCCAACUUGUCUCCCAAUGCAAGGUUGGAGGAGCCAAUUCUCACGGACACUAUGAGCGAUACGGAUACCCCAGUGAGCAUGGUGGCCAAUGUGGACAGUGUAGGGGAUGUAGGGGACUUGGAGGAGGAGAUGCUGUACUUGGAGCAUGUCGAGAGUCUUCUGCAGGAGCAGGGAAGGCUCCUGGAAGGAGUCUCCCCACCGAGAUCCCAUGCAAGACCAAAGAUCCAAGAGGAACAGGCCCUGCUCCAUGAGGAGGUUGUGGUGUCCCAAUCAGAAGCUACCUCUGAGUCCUAUCAAGCUGCUCACUCAGCGUCUGAGCCAUUGGACCAAUUUGUUACAACUGUAGAAGUUUUUUCAUCCGUAGCUGAUCAACCAUUCCAUAAACACUCCGGAGCAUAUCUGAGUUCACACUCAGUAGGUGAUAAAGAAGAUAUUGUCAACACCACCGUCAUUCCAAAGACUUUGUGCCCAGUGCAACCCACUGAUAUGCACAGAACUUCUCUGCCGACCAAGCUUGUUGAAUCCUCUGUAUAUCUUUAUUUGUCACCGAGGCGGUCAGUCGGUGAUGUUCCAGUGGUUCCCAGUAGCAUUGCUGCAAAUGAAGACAAUGUUUUGGAUACCGAAAAGCUAUGCAACUGUUCCAAAGCUGAGUCAGCCCCCCAUCGAUAUCGGACUUCUUUUGAGCUGGAUCUGGACACUGAGAGUCCUAAAGAAACUUGUAAUAAAAAGUCGCAAAAUUCAACAGAAAGUAUAACCAGAAUCAAACCAGAGGAUGACCUUCAUGACAUGAAGCUCCUCCAGAGGGCAUUAUUCAAGUACAAGCAGGACCUGUGUGAAUUAGAGAGCCUGGCAGAGCGGCUGUAUGCCCGCCACCUUGACGAAGAUGGGGAGACAGAGUUUGUUGGGGCGAUGACGGAAUGGGAGAGGGCAGAGCUGGACUCCGUGCGCAGUCUGCGCCGUCAGGUCCUGGAGGAGGUAGAGAUCAUGGAGGGCCGUCUGUCGCAGCGGAUGACGGUGGCCGUCGCUAGGGUCAACUCCCCGGAUGGACUUGAGAACAGCCUAGCAACAGCAUCUGAGGACAACCUGGAGGUGAUUCAAGAGAUGGUAAACCUCCUUGAAGAGCAGCGUUCCCUCCGUCGCAUGCUCCUGGACCUGGAGACUACCCACUCUCACGCCACCCUUUCCGAGGCCUCCACCAUCCCCGACUUGUCGGUAGUACAGGGCAGCCCAGAGUGGGCGGAGUCCUACCAGGGGGAAGUGGAGGGGGAAGAGGACACCUCAGCCAGUGACAGGCAGGAGAUGAUGGAAGCGCUGAUGGAGGUGCGGCUGGAGCUGCAGCACCAGCGAGAGAUGGCCCGACGGGAGAUGAACUCUGCGGUCAAAGAGAUGAGACAGGCUAUCUUAACAGAGCUGAGGCAAGAACUGCAGCUAGACGCUCAGCUAUUCCAGAGACAACUCCAGGCCAAAGACAAGGAGAUAGAGCAGCUGAAAGGAUUACUGAGGGAGCAGCGCAGGCUGCAAGAAGGAGAAUGACAUGAAGAAACUGCCAAGUAAACUGUCUACCUAGCUUCCUUUGAAGUGUCCAAGGACCGUCAUGGAAUGCUCCUGAUCAUCUAUCAGAAGUGGUUGAUUUUUGGUUUUCUUUUCUGUUUAAAAGGCUCGAGUGGCAGGUGAAAUGUUUCAUUAAAUUUAAGAUUGAAUUUAAGAUUGAAUUUUGUUUAGUCUCCUGACAACAUUUGGUGUGUGAUCUUCCGCAAUGAAGUGCCUCCUUGACAGAUUCCCAGCUCAAGAUUUUGGUCGUCUUCUUCCACAGCGGACAAAAAACUAAGAAAUCUAUGAUUGUAAUAUUUGUGUUUCCACAAGGAGAGACCCCCACACCUGAUUUUUGGGACUGUAGUGCUGAAAAUCUUUUUUAAGGAUUUAAAUCUUUUUAAGGAUGCAGUUAUUGUCGGUUAUUUUAUUAUGAUGUGCCUUGUGACAUUUAGUAAAGGAUAGGAUAUGAGGAUUGCGCCGUUCAUGGAUGAGAUUCAUUACCUGCGAACUGUGUGCUUUUGAGUGUAUUAACCUACUUACAUGUAAUUUCCUCCUGUGAGGUCCUCAACUGCUCCACUCUCGCAGAAGAAUGGAGAGCUAGGACAGUGGGGAUAUGUCAUGGGUGGAGUUGAAUGACCCAUCUUUAUCAUUUGGUAGACAUUUCACUUUAGCCCCAAAUCCAGCAUCAGGACACCCAGCAUGAAUGCAACCACUUGUAGCACAUGUUUAAGGCCAUGUCCAAAUAGGGUAUCCUAUGGCUGUGGCUUCAGUUCUUUUUUCAUCACUGCACUGCAGAAAAUAGCAGUGCCAGUCUCCGACACAGCCUCAAGCUCAGUUUGAUGUAGCCUUAGUUAUCGCAUGCCAGUCAAAUUCUCAGCACGAGGCCAAAUUCAAUUCAGUAGCCUGCUUGAAAAGCGAAUAAUCACUUGAGAGACCUGGCUGGUUCAGUAUUGAUGAUAAUCACUCAGGUUUGCUGUGUGAAAGUGCUGUAGUGCAAGGUCCCCAAAUGAAGAACACAUCAUUCACGAUUCAUACAAAUGUGACCCUCCAUUCCACAAACCAGGCUGAAGUCUUUUUGGCUGUUAUCCAGAACAUGAUGCAAGUAUAUACAUCAGUAGUACAAAAUCCACUUCCUUUGACUACCAAAGCCUCCUACAGACAAAAUUUUUCUUCCGGGUCACUUUGAAGUGUGGUCCAAGAAAACAAAUUGCAAAUUGGAGUAGGAUAUGAACCAAUGACUUCCUGUGAACCAGUGCAGACUUCUUAACCCCAAAAGAGCCAGGGAGGGGGCACAGAUUCUGCCCCGUCAACAUUUUGUCCGAUUUCGCCACAUUGCAUUUUUUCAGGAGCUGAGCCUUCAGGAGUUUUUGAGUAACUAUAUGUAAUCAUUUUAUGACACCAGUUUUGUGAAAAUAGAACAUGCUGUUCUUGUGCGGUGUGCAUGUUUCUGAGACAGGUCAGCCAAAAAUGUAUACUUUUCCACUACAGUGCUCAAUGCACAUGGGCUGCACAUGUGUAGCCUUGAACUUCCAGUGACCAUAACAGCAAAACUAUAUGUCUGAUUGAGUUCAAACUUGACAUUUAUAAUGAUAAUUAGUGUCUUUACAGUCAUACCAAGCUAAAAAAUAUUGAACGUGACAGAGCCAAGUUCUUUGGGGAAGGGGAGAAUCCUUUAGAAUAUGCUCCCUUAUGGAUGUAUUCUGUGGCAGGCUUCUUGUAGCUUCUAAACAUACUGGAGCAGUGCUUUUUGUCUCUUCACGUCUUAGAUAGGUAACUUUUCAAGUUCUUUAAGUGUGCACUUUGCCAUUUUUUUCAUUAUACUCAAGUCAGUUUCACUACGAGGGCAUUACCUCAAAGAGUUUUUUUAACUGUACAUGUUUAAAGCUGAUGAAUUGAUAGCAGUGAUUUUUCCAUUUGUGGCCAUGACAAGCUUGGGAAGUCUUGAGUGGCUACACAGAAGUAGCUGUUUCUUCGGUUUUUUUUUAAAUUCACAUCAUGUAUGCAAGCUACCGGUAUUUUGAAAUUGAUACAUGUAAAUACUAACAAUGAACACUGAAGCAACAUCAUUAUUGUUGUUUUCGUUUACCUAGGCUGUUGGUUUCAUUAGUAUAUCUUUGGUUUCAGUACCAGAAAUAGUUAACAAAUUCUUCUUAGACAUUGUUAGAAUUUGUUAGAAUGGUGUCUCAAUUCGUAAUUAAAGGGGGGAAAAUGCACUUCUGCUUGCCAACAGCAGAAAAUUCAUGUCACUUGUUUGUCUAAAACAUAUAAAUCAAACCAGUCAACUUUAUUAAUUUUUAUUUGGUAUGAGCCCUGCAAGGUCAAACAUACAUUGUGCCUCGGGUGGAAAUCCAAAUCAUUACGGACAUUAAAGGUAAUUUGGUAAAGGUAUACAUGUAGGUGAAGUUCACAAUACCAAAAUUGCGGACUUCAACAGAUUUGCUUUACUUUGGCAUUUGGAAUUCAAUAUUGGAAAAUGAUUAGAGUGUAAUUUUAAUUGCACCAAGUCUCAAAGAAGUUUAGGCAUAAUUUUAGGCCAGGGAAGCUUGAUUUUAGAAAAUUGCUGUUUGAAAUAUUUCUCCAAACGACAAUUUUGUGGAUUUUUCAAAUGCCCUAAUUUUUUUAGGCACACAGUUUUUAGCUAAUAAGUUUUAGAAUAACAAAAUUCAAACAACAGGUCUAAAAAUAACAAAAUUUAAAAAAACAAGUUUUAAAACAAAAUUUGGAGAGAAAUGUUUCCUUUUUCCACAGCCUCUAAAGAUACACUGAUGCUGAAUUUUAAGUAUCAGAACGAGAGGAAAAAGUUAGUCACUCUGGCUAUUAACAAUAAUGAGUCUUUCGUCACAAAUGUCAGACCAACAUGCCCACAGAAAAAGAAGUGGCCUGCAUGCUGUUUUGAAAGUGUUGAAUAUCUAAUUUAUAUUUUUGUAAUUGCAUUGCUCUUUUGUAAUUUUGUAAGGAUGUUCGCAGGCGUUUGGGGAGUGACUUUAUUUAUGUAAUACAGUGGAAAGACACGUAUGAUACAUGUACCAAUAGAAGUAAACAGGUAUGAGUGGAAUUUGGCCAAGUUUUCGCUUCCCUGAAUUGAAAUUGCUUGAAUGGAGACCCUGGCUGGCCCAGUAUAUUUUGUGAGGUGCGAGUAGUCAUAUUUUUUUUUAAGACGGUUUUUCCCCAGCAGAAAUCGUAUUGUCAAACCAAGCACGGAAGGUUCAACGGGUUCAGGAUUUGAUCAUUUUUAUAAACAGAUACAUGUACUUCAUCCCACCUGUGUUUUUAUUGUCACAAAAGCUAAAUGAAAUUCAGGCACUUCCCGGAAACCUGUUUUGUAGCCUUUUUUGAUGAUCCCUUUCCAUUUUACCACUGAGUUAUUUAUGAGAUCCAACAAUUAUCUGCAACGGCAGUCCUCUUGACAGGCCAGUGAGAGUGCCAUACCAUGUUCUCUGGUUUCAUGCUUACUCGGUACAUGUACAAGCAAAUUGCACUGACGAGUGUUGUGGUUCUAUUAGAAAAUGUGUCUUAAGAAUGCCUAUGCGUGUUCUGACCAUUUCAGCUAGUGCCUCCCACUGCAACCUUUGUUACCUGGUUUGGAAUGAUUGAAAACAUUAAUUUCCUGAAGCGCGGGAUAUCAAACACGAUUUUGACCUUUCUACAAACGGAGUGCUUCUCGUAUUACAAGUGUCCGUAUUUCAAUCACCUUUUUUUCUAAUCACGUCUAAUUCGGUUUCAUUGCUUUGUGGCUUAGUCACGCAAAAUGUGGGAAGUAGACGGGUUGCAAAAAGAAAGACUGGAACCAUUGAAAGUGCAACGUGUACAUCCUGGGGAAAAAAAGUAUUAUACUUAAAAAAAACACCACCACUUAAACGUUACUCGGCCAUGUGUCAUUACCAAGGUGGAUACCUGGUAUACAGUCCACAAGCCUGCUGUAUUAUACACUUAUUGUGUGUACACUUGACAUGUAAGACAGCGUAACUUGUAAAAAUUGAUGAUGCAUUUGAGUUAUAUCACCUUUUGUCUUGGGCUGUGUCAAAUUGUGUUGCAUCACAAACAUUGGAAGCUAGCUUUCAUUGGGUAUUAUUUGGAAGCACCAGUCUGAGUGGAUGAUCUCUGUAGUCCCAGGAUGGCCAGCUUACAGUUCAAAAACAAAUUGUUGUGUGCCUGGAAGGAUGUAAGCGCUUACGCCCUUUUGUUGGGAAGCAUGAUUACUGCCAAAAACUUUUCUGGCAAAAGGACGUUAUGUAUACAACUGUUUUAUUUUAAUGAAAUAUAACGAAUUCUGUGCAAAAUGUUUAAAACAAAUUCCCAAGUUCUUUAAUAAGUUGUUCAGAGGUCGCUUUUUGGACAGCCCAUGUUGAUUUUGUUGUAAAUUAUAAAGAGAAAGUGUUUCUUACAUCCUUUUGCCGGGAACAGUUUUUCUGCCGAGAUCAUGCCGGGCACACAAAGAAAUGUUUCAGUGUUUCUGCCAUUAGGCGAGUUGGUACAUGCAGAUUAUUCCCAAGGUGGCAGAUCUGCCAGUACUUUAGUGUCUUUGAGUUACCACCCUGUCGACUCAAGCAGGUUUUGAUCCUGGAUACGUACAUGUACAUGUGUUGCUAUGAAAAACAGUGUGUUCAAAUCAAACCGAUUUGUUUAACAUACCUGUAGGCCAACUUGGCCCCACCCAGAACUUACAGCCAUUCUGUGCUAGGUUUGGUCUGUAUCAAAAGUAACUGAACUUCCUUUGUUUUAAGUAAAGUGAUUAACGUUAUGCACUACAGAAAUUCUGAUUGAUACAUACAUUGAGUAAAUGCACAUGUAUUGUGUGUGUUUUUUCCCUUUAACAUCUUGUGCGUUUCUAUGCAGGUAAAUCACUGUCUCACCAAUUAAAAACUUCCAAUUGGUUCUUUAGAAAUUAUAGAUGUUCAUGUAUCCCAAAGAAUGUGAAGUUGCAAUUGUUGAAUUCUGUAUUUAUCAUACUUCAUGAUAUUGUUAUGUUUGUAUUGUAUUUUUUGACAAAUAUUAACAAUUGUACUUGUCAGUAAUAUUUUGUAAUCUGGUUCCUCAUGGAUUUUUUUUUUCAAAGAGAGGUAGCUUUACAUUUAUAAAUGCAAAUGGUUAUAUAUUACUUGCACUAUCAUUUGAAGAGUAACAUUUUUCUAUAUUUAAUGUAAAAACACAGAUUGGUUGGUGUAAUUUGUUAGACGGUGUUCUUGUAAACUGUAGCAUUAACUGAUGUAUUGCCUUGGCAAGGCAGCACUUCCCCAAAAAUCAUGUUAGAAACUUUAUGAACUGUAGUUACAGACCUCCAAGCAGUCACUGCUCUGGAAUUCUUCAAAUUGGACGAGUUACCUAAAAAGUGAUGUCUUUCAGAGAUACAGAACCACCGUCACAUGA